Cooperia oncophora is the source of this 369-nucleotide messenger RNA. The record is from the annotation of a GenBank genome assembly. Lineage: Eukaryota; Metazoa; Nematoda; Chromadorea; Rhabditida; Trichostrongylidae.
AUGCUGAACACGGGAACCCUGCUUUCACCUGAGUCAUCAGAAGAGCCGCCGCCACUAGAAGACUUUGCAGAAGAGGAUCAGUCAGCGAACGAGGAUGUUGACCUAGAUUUCCUGGACGAAUUCGCAUAUUUGCUUGUCGGAUACACUGUUAAGAAGAUGCAAUCGAUGGAACGGGGCGUACUAGAAAUAGAGCUGAAUCCGGAGAGAAACGGAUUGGUGAAGGCACUACGUGAGAAAACGGACGAGUUCAUCAAGUCAGACAAGGAAAUACAUAAUGUUCUGUGGCAUGUAAGUACUGAAGGCACUACGGGCUUUGGUAGGGGCCAUUGCAGGGUCAAGCACGAGCAAGGGGAACAUCUUCCUCACUGA